Molecule: messenger RNA, 1113 nt
Organism: Cantharellus anzutake
Lineage: Eukaryota; Fungi; Basidiomycota; Agaricomycetes; Cantharellales; Hydnaceae
Exons: 3
Coding region: 1-1113 (370 amino acids)
Source: RefSeq, a predicted model, not a curated record
AUGUUUGUUGAGGACUUCAGCGUUCCUUUCAGAGUCCACGGCUGGAAGCCAAAUUGGAGCGGCUGCAGGAGCCUACAAACGAUCGAGGAAUACAUACCGACCCAUAUCUUCACUGCAGAGAUGGGCCACAUGGUACAGCGACAACUUGCUGCCCCGCUGAUGGGGGUAAAAGAGAAGCUCAACGAGGUCAAUGCAUUUACAGAUGUCUUGGACCACUUAGGGCAGCCAAGCAUCAUGUUAGUCAAUUAUGAUGGUCGAAUGUUGCCCAUCAUGAUACUUGCCUUGACGAGUGUUGAGGAAGAUGAACAGUGGAGUGCGCUGCGUAAGGAGAUAUUAGACAAGGUAUCAGAAGGAAAGGGAAGCAUACCAACACCAGCCUCUACCUCAGCGGCUUCAAGCGGCGUGCCGAGUGGAGAGCCCAGGCAGCCUCUCCCAUGGAAAACAGAAUUGCCAAUUAGGGAGAACAACACUCCAAUCCCUUCCCUAUGGAAAAUGCCAGAUCCUUUGGCAGUGGCUCCAGCCCAAGACACAACCCUUGCUGAAGCUCACGAACUUGCCAAAUUGAUCAACGAACUUGAUAGUAUUGACUUCACUCGAGCAGGCACACCCAUGAGUGUUGUUCCACAGCUCAUCCCUGCCAGUUCCACCACUUCAUCUGACCUAACAGAGUUCACUUCUACUGCAAGCCAGAUUGGGCCUGGCACUCACGCUGGCUCGUACAACAUCAUCACCGCCACUGAAUCUACUUGGUCAGCGUUAAGUGCUGCAUCACCAAGGAAAACCAAUGCCCGUACCAGAACAGCCCCCAUUGGGACAACAUCCCAUCACCUUCCUCUGACUCAGGCAAACCUGGAACAAAUGUCAUCAUCUCAACUAGCCAAUAUGUCCAAUACUCACAGUGGGGGGGCUGCUACACAUCUGAGAAGUGAAUUAACGAUUUCCUCGUAUGUGAAGGCAAAUAUGGAUUUGGGCUCUGAGGAGAUCGACCUUAUCAUUCGUUUGUCGCAACUGGAGAACUUCAACAUUGAGAACUUCCACUCUAUACUGAUUGCACAGUUUUGCUGCACCUGUGGGCAAGCUAACUUCCUUGCAAAACUCGCAGCUGCUGGGUGA